Messenger RNA from Vicugna pacos (alpaca), 1153 nucleotides. It is a transcript of the gene TMSB15A, whose product is annotated as thymosin beta 15A. NCBI's taxonomy places the organism in Eukaryota, Metazoa, Chordata, Mammalia, Artiodactyla, Camelidae. Gene Ontology annotation, biological process: regulation of cell migration; actin filament organization. Gene Ontology annotation, molecular function: actin monomer binding. The record is from RefSeq and is a predicted model, not a curated record. Gene Ontology annotation, cellular component: cytoplasm.
UAAAAAAUUAUCUCUAUUUGGUUUAUCCCCUUCUGCUGAAGUGCUGAGUCUGAUCAUAAUUAGCUGGCCCUUCUUACAAUGUUUACAAACCAGUGCUACAGGGAGCUACUGAGAAGUGUAAUUAGUUAUGACGAGAUUAAAUCCCCUCCUUCUCUUACUGCAGCUCCUUAAUCUACUGUCUUUGGGCAGAUGAAAUGAAUACAGAGUGAAGGUGCUCAAAUAGUGCUUUUUCCUGUUACAAAUUCAUUAGCUGGUUAAACCCAGUCUUUAUGUCUCCUUUUACUUCUAUAUGCUCUUGUGCUUCUGUCACCUCCAUUUGACCUUCAGUGUGAUUUUUUAAGAGUCAGACAUAUUGACUCUGGGUUUUAGAGCAUCUUGGUUUCUAGUGCAUCCUGAUUCAGCGGCUAUCAGAAAUGGGGUACUUAUGUGGAAUUCAAAGCAUUUUGAUAAAAUCGUGAUUUUUUAAAAUGUGUGCUGUUUUCUUGUUGAAAAUCAGCAGAUAAAAUACACGUUGAUAUUAAAUGUGAGAAUUUUUGGCUGUGAUCCAUUAAUAUGAUAAUAGUUCUGUCAGUUAGGUUUAAAAUUGUUUUUCAGUCUUUCUUUUAGUCAAGAUGAGUGAUAAGCCAGACUUGUCUGAAGUGGAGAAGUUUGACAGGUCAAAACUGAAGAAAACUAAUACUGAAGAAAAAAAUACCCUACCCUCGAAGGAAACUAUCCAGCAGGAGAAAGAGUGUGUUCAGACAUCAUAAAAUGGGGAUCUCCUCCCAAGAACAAAUUUCAACAUUGCCUGAAUGUCUUGGUUUUAGGCUUGUUUUUUGUAAACCUAUGUGUUUGUAGAGAUUUUAGGCAUCUUCUGAUGUCUUCUCAUCCAUAAUCCCUGGCGAAGAGGUCAGAGGUAACCAAUGUUCCCUUACUUUCAUUUUUAAACUUUCCAUUUUUGAACAUUCCAGCUCGCUGAUGCUGUCAGUAAUCUCACCACUGAUGACCUUUGUGUGUGUAGUCCUUGCAUCCCUAAAGGAUAAGUCACUUGUAACUUUCUACACCGGAUGUCUCUAGUGUUCCAUAACCUUCAUGAAGUGACAUGCAUUUGCAGCUUCUCAUAGUUUAUUUUCAUUUCUAAUGUAGCAAUAAAAUAAUAAAUAUAAUCAUUAUG